This is a messenger RNA of Bombus terrestris (buff-tailed bumblebee), 1942 nucleotides long. RefSeq names its product guanine nucleotide-binding protein subunit beta-5 (gene Gbeta5). The coding region runs from base 520 to 1569 and encodes 349 amino acids. Lineage: Eukaryota; Metazoa; Arthropoda; Insecta; Hymenoptera; Apidae. Gene Ontology annotation, molecular function: protein binding; signaling receptor complex adaptor activity. The transcript is spliced from 6 exons. The record is from RefSeq and is a predicted model, not a curated record. Gene Ontology annotation, biological process: G protein-coupled dopamine receptor signaling pathway; G protein-coupled receptor signaling pathway. Gene Ontology annotation, cellular component: heterotrimeric G-protein complex; cytoplasm.
UUCGAUAGUGUAAGACCAGCAUAAUAUUGUAAUAAUUAAAUAUUUUUUCUAAUAAUAAAUUUUAUUAAAAGAAAUUAGCAUGCAAAAUUUAGGCGAGUAGCUUUCAGUCUGUAUAAAAAUUAAACAAUUUUAUUACUUUUAUGAAAUGUCAUGUUCAGGUUAAGUUGAUUAAAUAUGAAAGCGUCAUUGCACCGGCGCUAAAGUUUGUUAUUGUUGUAUCGUAUUGAUUAUUGGACGCAACUGCCUAUGGAGUAUAUGUUAACAAAUUUUUUAUGCAAUAGCAAAUGAGAAAAUUAUCCAAACGGAAGUGAGAAAAACAAAGAAAGUAUAUUCAUGUGGAAAAAUAUCUAUUGCUUUAUUAAUAACUACAUUUGCACUGCAGCUAUUUUCCGAGGUCGAUAGGUGACAGGACAGAUAAAGGAAAAUUUUUUGUAGCAGCACAUAUACAAAAAUGUUACCUUGUUUAGUGGAAUAGUAUACUUUCUGUUAAGAAAUAUUUAGUAUUCUAUAAACAGAAUUAUGGAUUCUGCUACUGAGUCAGAACAUAUAGAGAAAUUAAUAAAAGAAGCUGAAAGCCUAAAAAUACGUUUAGAAGAUGAACGACAGAAAUUGAAUGAUAUUACCCUUGCUAGUGUAGCAGAUAGACUUGAAAUAAUUAGUUGCAUUAAUGUAAAACCACGUCGUGUAUUAAAAGGUCAUCAAGCAAAAGUUCUUUGCUCUGAUUGGUCACCAGAUAAACGUCACAUCGUAUCUUCCUCACAGGAUGGCAAAAUGAUAAUAUGGGAUGCUUUUACAACAAAUAAAGAACAUGCUCUUACUAUGCCAACUAUCUGGGUUAUGGCUUGUGCUUAUGCUCCAAGUGGUACUCUUGUUGCUUGCGGGGGGUUAGAUAAUAAAGUAACUGUAUAUCCUUUGAGUCAAGAAGAUGAUGUAUCAACUCGUAAAAAAACUGUUGCUACACAUACAUCUUAUAUGUCUUGUUGUGUAUUUCCUAAUAGUGAUCAACAAAUUCUAACGGGUUGUGGAGAUAGUACUUGUUCUUUAUGGGAUGUAGAAAGUGGACAACUGUUACAAAAUUUUCUUGGUCACUCAAGUGAUGUUAUGUCUAUCGAUUUAGCACCAAGUGAAAUUGGUAAUACAUUUGUUUCUGGUAGUUGUGAUAAAAUGGUUUUGAUAUGGGAUAUGCGGACUGGUCAAUGUGUUCAAAGUUUUGAAGGACAUCAAUCUGAUGUUAAUUCUGUAAAAUUUCAUCCAGGUGGUGAUGCAGUGGCAACAGGUUCUGAUGAUGCAACUUGCCGUCUUUUUGAUCUACGGGCAGAUAGAGAAAUAGCAGUUUAUGCAAAAGAAAGUAUAAUAUUUGGAGCAAAUGCAGUCGAUCUAAGCGUUAGUGGACGUUUACUGUUUGCUGGUUAUAAUGAUUAUACUGUAAAUAUAUGGGAUACUCUAAAAUGUCAACGAGUUGCGUUUUUAUACGGACAUGAAAAUCGAGUAUCUUGUUUACGAGUUUCUCCAGAUGGCACUGCUCUUUCAACUGGAAGCUGGGAUUCAACUCUACGAGUUUGGGCUUAAUUUUAAUAAAAUCACAUCUAUUAUCUUGCCAUAUUGUUAAAUAAAAGUUAUAAUUUUUUCUGUGCAAGAUAUAAAUUUUAGAAAUUGUAUGACGACGUUACAUUUUGUUUUUAAUUAAAAUGUUUUAAACUGAUAAGAUACAUCAAUAUUGUAAUAUAAAAAAAUAUUGUUAUAAUUAUUAUACAUACAUUGUAGAAAAUAAGUGGAAUUAAAAAUCGUGAUUAUCACGAUCAUAACAAUGUGAUAGCUUAAAAUUAAUAAUUUUUAGGCUGGUCCUAAUUUAUAGGAAAUUCUGCAAAUAGAAUAUCUAUUUAAUCAAAUACAGUAUUAUCUUGUAUGAAACUUAAUAAAAAUUUAAUUCAUGCAUAUUUAA